AUGCGCCACUUCACACCGACACCUUCGCCACGAUUCCCAAUUGCUCAUAACCCGAGAUUUCCAGCAGGCAGGGACAUCAGGAAUAUGAGUAAGACCAUACCUAACCCGGGGGACGGAAAUAUAACACUACGAGACCUAGUCACUGGGGACGGACUAUUACCACUGACUGACCUCGCGGACACACACCAUCCAACCAUUACUCAAACAUUCCAAUAUCAUCAGCUCAAACAUUUUUUACAUAAAGAAGGACUCUUACACUGGCAGCCAAGAGAAGAGACCCAAUUUGAAAAACUCUGCUCCACGCCGCCGAAAACCAAAAUAGUAUCUAAGUGUUAUCAACUAAUCCAAGAAUGCACGAACAACUCUCUCCCGUGGUUCACUGCAAAACACCAACAAUGGUUGUCAACCCCGUGGGAAGAAAAAAAAUGGCAUACUACCUUCACUAAAAUGAUGAAAUCACACUCAAGCAUAACAAUACAAGAACCAAAUUUUAAAUUUCUUUCCCACUGGUAUAUAACACCUGUAGACGCCAACAAAUACGAUACCAACACCUCACCGCUAUGUUGGAGGUGUCUGCAAGAACGAGGCACAUACCAACACAUAUGGUGGUCAUGUAACAGAGUAGUGGGGUUCUGGAGAGAGGUGGCGAGGAUUACAGGCAAACUUAGUGGCACAACUAUCCUAGCUACACCCGAAGCACUUCUUUUUUACAACAUCCCGGUAACUAUGCGCACGUUUCGAAACUCAUUAAUACUGUACUUCCUUACCGCAGCUAAAGUAGUAAUAGCAGGGCUCUGGAAAACUAGCAAAAGACCGUCAAGGAGAGAAUGGUUCAGGAGAAUUGAUGAUAUUUAUAAACUGGAGGAACUAAGGAUGUCUACAAUAGGGAAAUCACAGCUGUGUCAAACAAUGUGGGAACCAUGGAAAGCUUAUCUCAAAAAUUAUACUUAGGGUGUUAGACUUAAUUCACAAUAGAGUGAGGAUAUAUAGAAUACAUGAGCACAAUCACAGAUUCGUAGGAGGGAAACUCACAGGACAAAUAGUCGCUAAUAAUAUUGUAUACAUAAAUUGUUUUAUUUUUCGUAACCAAUUGAAAAAAAAAAAAAAUCUGUUACUCAAGUGUAAAUUGUUUGUACGAAGUCUGAAUGUAUUAUUAUAUGUCAUACAGUUUUUUUCUUUCAAAAUGCUAUAUGUCAUGUAACGCUUAUAACGAACAUGCAAAAUAAAAAAUAAAAAAUAUAAAAAAUACCUCCCAAAUGUCCCUAUUUAUAAAAAAAAAAAAAGUCCCUGUUUUAGACCCAUAUCCCUAUGUUCCUCUUUUCUAUCCAAUUGUCCCUCUUAUCGCUGUAAUAUGUCUUUAAACUACAAUAAGUGUGUUUAGAAACCAGUUUAUACAAGCUUUUAUGUACAUUACAUUUUAAUUUCAUACAUUUUUAUUAGUAAGUCACCUAAAAUUUCUCAGUACAGCCCCACUCCUGACCUUACCCCCACUCCCAUCCCUAAAAUUCAAGUGUCACUUUUUGUCCAUGUAAAAUUUUGGAAGGUAUGAAGCAUCCAUAACAAUUUGUAAAACACAGAUAUAAGUUUAAUGCAUCAAAAAUGAGUUCAUAUCAGAACAUAUUUUUGGAGCAGAAACCGUGCAGUAUGGCUAAUGUCUGUGCUGGUUAACAAAGCACUUACAUGACUCAUAAAUAGAAACUCAUAAACUUUAAAUGUUUCUUGUUACUUUUGGUUCCAUUUCAAAACUUUAUAGAUGCAAGCCAUUUUACAUGAUUCGUCAUCGCAGAUAUUUCAUCUAAUUAUUGUGCACCUUUGCAGAAUAUGUGGGGCUUUAAAAAAAAUACAAAUAGGUAAUAAAAUAUGUGCACAUAUAUUCUACACUAAUACCAGCAAAUAAACCAGUGCAAUGUUGUUAAACAGAAAUGGACUUAUUAAGCAAAUUAAGCAAUUUGAGGUAAAAUGUCAAGUUUAAUUGUAAGAAGUCUUGUUAAGCAAUACCCUGUUUUGUGAGCAUAGUAUGCCCCCGUAUAAGAAGAUGAGCCCCGUUUAAGGCCUGGGUAUUUCAAUAUAAUGUUUUUAUUUCUAAAAAUGGCUUAUCCUUGCCAAUGGCCAGUAUACGGUUAAGUAGAUUAAACAGUCUUUACCUCUCUCUUUUUUUCUCAUUCCUACCUUACCUGCCAAUUACUUUUUUUUUUUUUUUUAAAGCUGUUGCAUAUGAUAUUCGGCUCCCUGUCUCCAUGGAAAAGUUUAACUGUCUCUCAAUUGCGUGUCAGUUAGCAGAGUGACAGCACACGGCUGAAGCGUGUUAGCAAAUGCAGCCUGUGAUCUAAAUAGAUUGUGGCAUAUUCCAAACAUGUAAUAAUAAUUAAUCCUGACACCUUAAUCUGCCACUGAAGUUUAAAUGUACAGUAUUAAUCUACAAUUAGGCAAUACUGCUGUAACAAGACAAUGUUUUCACGCAGACCCAUGACUUAACUCUGGGAAAAUAUUGACACAAGAACAAAGGGUUAAAUUGGGCAGCUGGUCCUAUUUCCUGGUAUAUUCAAGUUAUUUCCAUUCUGACACAAUCAUGUGGGUGAUAGGUCAGCAGUGCAGAAAUUUUAAAAAUGAUACACGUGGAAUUGUCAAAACAAAAGUCAAAUCAUGUGCAGUCACCUGCAGUCUUAUAUCUGUAUAUAUACAGAUAUAAAUGUAUAUAUAAGAUACUAAAACUUGUGUGUAUGUAUGUAUGUGUGUAUAUAUAUAUAUAUAUAUAUAUAUAUAUAUAAUUUUUUUUCCUGUUACUCAAACAUAGUUGUUCAAUAAACUCAUUUAUUUUUCUUUUUGCAAAUAUAUAUAUAUAUAAAAAUAGAUGUAUCCCCUGCACUCACGCUUACAAAAUAGUCCAAUGCCGGGCGCACCACCAGAGCUCCAAGAUAUGUAAAAACCAACAAGAAGGAAGGCUGCUCUCCGGACUUUAAAACAAAAAAUGUAUUCAAAUAAUAUUAAAAAAUUACAACCAACGUUUCGGUCCCCAUUCGGGACCUUCCUCAGGGUCAAAAAUAGGACAACAAUACUGUAUUGUCUUGUUGUCCUAUUUUUGACCCUGAGGAAGGUCCCGAACGGGGACCGAAACGUUGGUCGUAAUUUUUUAAUAUUAUUUGAAUAAACUUUUUGUUUUAAAGUCCGGAGAGCAGCCUUCCUUCUUGUUGGUUUUUUGUUGGUUUUUAUAUAUAUAAUUUUAUAUAUAUAUAAUGAUAAUUUAUUUUAAUCAGUGGUUCCUGAAGGGCGUUCUGUACAAAUGGCCAUAUGCAAGUGUCCACAAUAGAAAAUGUCUCCAUAUUUGCUUCUAUCCUAAAUAGUGUGAUUCAGUUCUUCUCACCUUAUGAAUGCAACCAUUCAAUUAGAGACAAUGCGAACAAUAGAGUCUUCAAACACAAAAUAGUACAUUGAGACAUUAAGGCUGAUAAUGAUAACCUGCCCACUCAAUGCACAUGACAUUACACAGUUUAGAAAAGUGACUAUGACUUUUUCUAACUCUCGGUUCAAAAAUCAAUAAAAAACUAAUUUGAGGAUUUGGGUGUGUACUUGCCAAAAGUGGUCAAAAACAAUUAUCAGAGAACUUCAUAUGGAGAAAGAAUUACCAGAACUACCCCCAAGGUAACACUUGUAUCAUGGCACCCAAUGAGAAAGUAGUUAAGGGGAUAUAUUUACCUAACUUUUUCCCUCCUCUGACAUUUUCCCUGUCACCAUGCCUCUAUAGCUUCUGGUGUUUCAUCAUCUAAGAGUCAUGUCAGUGCAAAAUAGGGGUCCAAUGAAAACGUUUGUGAGAUCUUACACCGAUUUUUAGCAUUAGUAUAACAGGAUGGUCAUAAGCAUGUAUUAUGAAUCACAUGUGAAAAUGCAUACAGUAUGUUGCUCAACUGGCUUAAUCCAUUAAUACAUUUUGCUAAAAAAAAUGGAUUAUACAUGAAAAAAAAGAAAUCCACACUUUAUUUCAUAAAUAUUUUAUGAUUGCACCGGGAAUACAAAGAAAUGUAGUCAACAGGAGUUUUUCAUAAAUAUUCUCAUAGUUAUUUACUAAAGUGAGAAUUUCCAGGAAUUCAAAGUGUAUUCAAUAUGAAUUUCAAAUUUAAGGCAAAAGCUGAACUGGAGAAAUUCUCCCAGGCAGCUAUAAUUCUGGUUCAAUUACUUUGACCUUAAAUUUUAAAUUCACUUUAAAUUCCUGACAAUUCUCCAUUUCGUAAACAACCCUGUCUGUCUUAAUAAGGACUUCAUAAGCUAGUCUUCUUAGAUUUCUAUAAAACAUUUUCCAGUCUUGUUGGUAAUUGAUUUUUCAUGUAAUUAACCAAUUCUGUCCUUUCUUCUAGCUAAUAAGCUUUGUAUUCAUAUUUUGCCAUUCACAGCUUUCCUGCGUGUGCCUAUUCAGAAUGGCCCUGCAUCUAGGAUUCCUGUUAUCACAGAGCUGAGUAAGUCUUUCUUUGAGUGGUAAAUUCACAAGAGUAAAUGUGCUCAUUGCAUUAUUAAUAAGGAUGAGUUUAAAAGUUCCUCUUAGAAGCUGAGCAAGCUCAAUUUCUCAAUGCUUAGUAAACAUGAAGAGGUAGCCUAGGCAAGUCUAAGCAAGUAGUAGAUGAAAAUCACUAUCAUAAAAAAGGUAUUUGAGAAUCAGGAGGGUUAUGAAACGGGUUAAUGUAAUGUCAAAGCAUUGGUGAGAAGCCAUGUGAUGUGCUCUAAGUAACAUUGACUAGCUGGGCCAGAGACAUGAUUCAUGUUUAAUACAAUUCAAAAUUCAAUGCAUGCUUAGCCAACUGUAAACCAAGUAUGCUAGGAGGUUAGACAUGAACGAAGGACAUUGGAGUAGCUUGGAAACCUCUUUCAAUGUUAACAUAUUGUAAUGUAAUGUAAAACUUUAAGUGCAUGCACACACACAUAUGAAUGCACACAUACACAAAGGAGCUGCCCCCAAUUAUGUAGAAGGGGCUGUUUGUGGUGAUGUGAUUGUGUGUAAAGGGGUUGUGUGUGUGUGUGUGUGUAAAAGGCAGGGUAUGCAGAGCGCGGAGAUGCUGAACACCAGUACUGCCACCAGAGGUGUUAUUAGGCAGCAAUGUAAACACAAUGUUUACAUUGAAAAGCCAGCGGGGACAGGCUACAUACACCAAAACCACUACAUUGAGCUACUACAUUGAGUUCUGGUGACUAUAGUGUCACUUUAAUGUUUUAUCAUUCACACUUUCUUUCCUUCUUUAGUUAAAGCAGCUCUGACACUUUUUAGAGUCUUUGCAUAUUUUGUAGUGACUUCCAAUGGUGACUUCUCCGCUUGCAGUGCGGAGGCCGGGGUGCAGGGAAAAAUAGAUCUUAAUUACCUGAAACUGUCCCCUGUGGCCACCACCAACUUGAUCUGGUGUUUCAUUUUCAACUACUAGUGCUUCAUCUGCAAGCGACCGACGUCAGUGCUGUACUCUGUACAUUAUCCACUUAUGGAUAAUAUAUACUGCAGGGAUGUACUGAAAUGAUUGAUUUCCUGUAUGUAGGGGUGCCAGAUUCAUAAUCUUUUUCCUCUACACGUAAAAUGUCUUCAUUAUGAACAGCAAAUGAAAAGUGCUGCCCUGCAAUAUAUACAAUUCAUAAGCUGCUGUGGAAAAAUAUUUUACUUAAUCACUUGCUAGUCCCAAAAUAACAAUAAUAGAUUUCCAUCAGUCAGCAUAUGACUUUUACAGCGUGAGGUUAGCACUUUUCAUUUUAUAGCCUGAGGAGGAUAUAUAUAUAUAUUCAGGAGAACAUUGUAUAUCUAGCAAUCCACAUCUUCACUGUACAUUUUUUUUUUAUAUAAGUGAGGUCAGUAAAAUCUGUUUGCCAUAAUACUAGCGAGGGUUAAGGUAUCUACACAACCUGAGGUUUGAUGCUGCUCCAAGAGUUACAUUUCAUGCAGGCUGUCAGAUCCUUCAUUCUACCCUGGAUCCAGCAGUUGUACAUGCCUGUCUGUGACCUGGCAAAUGUACGCUUGUUAUUUUAGCUUUUCUUCUCCUCAGUUACCGAUGACUCUGCUGCUAAACGCUGUUAAUCAGCACGCAUGCCACUAAUUAAAUCAUCUUGUGUGUAUUAGCAAUGAAACCACCUCACAAAUAAAAGCGACGGGUGUCUAUGGUUUAAUUAGGAGCCCUCCAAAGGUUCCAACGCGCUUGGAGGUGAUGCUUGUCAAAUUAAUGUUACAUGGCACAGCCUGUUAUGUGACUGCACAGGGAGGCUGCCUCACUCUGCAACCAAAGCAGAGCAGACAGCUCUACAGGGAAGGAUUUGAGAUCUGUGUCAUCCUGCAUCUGUUACACAAUGCUUCAAUGAAAGUGUUACCCUCUUUAGGGUUAAACCAAAGUGCAUGAUAUGUGGCAUUUAAAGGGUACAUUACAGAUUUGUUCUCAUUUGGAAAACCACACAGGAGGGGCCAGGGCCAGGGCCAGGGCCAGGGCCAAGGGACUUAUCAGUAGAACAGUAGAUACAGACAUAGAGAAAGUGAUAGGCAGGAAUAAAACUUAACGAGGAGAAAUAUACACAGCAUAAAAGUAACACAAAUGUGACACAUUUUUUUCUGCAGCUGAUUCAUACCUCCGUUAUUUGGAAAUCAGGACAGAAUUGUGUGCUGGCAGACACCCUCAAAAUGCUAUUUUUGUUGUAUGUCAUCCUGACCCUCACAGCUCCUUUUGUGUGCAUUUCCGCCUCCUUGUGUGUGUCAUUUUUAAUUCCCCCUUUACCUCUUUGUAAGCCCUUAAACAUGCCCCUGAACCUUCCAAAAAGAAAAAAAAAAGCAUCAAGAGAUUGUAGAUGGAAAAUCUGUAUUAGUGAUAGGCAGCGUUCGGCACUCACAAAGUUGUGGACUACAUAUCCCACAAUGCUCCUACAUCAAUAAUGCUGGGAACAUCAGAGGUGAUGAACUCCACAACAUCUGGCCUACAGCAAUGUUAUAAAUGUGGUUGCUGGUCUAUUAGAAUAAGGAUAGUCACAAUGGGGAUUGCCAGUAUUUAGAUAGUAGAAGUGGUAGUUAUAUAAUGUCUUUGUAUCUACCUUUUGAGCACCCCCAAUAGCAAGUACAAUUAUUUAUAUAGCACCAACAUUUAUGUAGUGCCUUACAAUAGGAAACAAAACUAACUUUUAAUACUAACAAAACAGGCCUACACAGCAACAAUGGGUAAAGGGGGCCCUUCCCAAAUGAGCUUGCAAUCUAACGACAUUCUAAAUGGCAGUGGUCCACACUGCUGCUGUAGGCCUAGCCAAAUCUACACAGACCCCUUAAUAUGUUAUCAACCAAUCAAUAGGUUGCAUGUCACUUUACACAUGUUUAUUGUACUACUUUAAAUGUCUAUGCAUUAUGUUCUUUUUUUCGUUGCUAAAGUAAUUAUACAAUUUAAAUCAGAAAUUACAUUAAUUUAAAGUCCUACAAGUAUAUUAAUAUAAUGGGCUCAUCCCUUUUAGCAUUCAGUUUUUUUUUUCAAUUUUUGAAUUUUCAUACAACAUGCACACAUUUGAAUUCAACUUGUCCUGAAAAAUUAUAUAUCUUAAUGUUCUAUGUUCUGGUAGAGCAUUAUAAUGUAAUGAUUGGACCUUGUUAUUUUAAGUGGUAGCACAUAAACUGAGACAAGUUAGAUAGCUCUCAGUCCCAACACUAAUCUUGCAUAUUUGAAGCAUGGUACUCAAUGCACUAGUUACCAUUUUAUCAGAUCAUGACUGUAAUGACGUAGAAAUGCUUCAGAAUCUUAAAAUAUCAUUCCAAAUUGGUACAUUAGAAUCCAGCUGAUGUGAUAGUCUAGCAGACUUGCUGGUAAAAUAAUGCAUACAUAAAGACAUAUGCUCAGACUUGCUGUUAGUGAGAUGGAGCAGUCUUGGUUUGGUUGGGAAUAUCGAUAGGCUGAAGGUUUGUCCCAAUUACAUCCAGUUGAUCCUAGAUGUAAACCGUUGGCACUUUGGCAUCAUAUCCCACCCUCACCCUGCAAGCUUCUGUCCAGCUCAUGACAUAUGAGCAGAAGCUGGGAGAUUUGAGACUGAGAGUUGGUGUUUGAUACAGGGCCUUACACGCAGCACUACCUUUCAGCAUGUUCUAGGUAUAAGAUGUGGACAUCCUGCUUGGAAAUGUACACAGCAGGUUCAGAACCAACUGCUUUUUUAUUAAAAAAUAUCUGAACAUAUCCUGCCGCCACCUUAAAUCUAUCUACCUAUGUCUAGUCGACCUUUUUAAUAUGUUGUUUCAGGGAUUAAUUCAGUAUAAUAUAGACAUUUCUACUCAGUCUUUUAUUCAAUGUGCUCUGGAAAUAUACAUGAAGGCUAUGUCAAGUAAGCAGUUUCUCUAUACACAAUCAACAUUAGUAAACUCCCGGUGAAGGUAAAAAUUCUCCUCCAUCCCAUAGCAGACAGAUGCCUUCUUGCACUCCUCCUUAGAUUAGGAUAUUAAAGUAACAUUAAAAAUAACAUAUAAAAUAUAUAUGUAUAUAUUGGUUCAAAAUUGCUUUAUUUCUGUAAUUCUUUGUUUCUUAAGUGUAGCUAAGUCCAAGUUUAGAGGUCAUUGUAGAUCAUUCAGGGUAUUUUUCUAUAACACCAUUCAUUACUUAAAACACAAAACUGAUAUUUUUAUUGUUAUUUAUUUGCAGUUAAGUACAGUUAUAGAGGUUAUGAUAGGUCAUUGUAUCUCAGGGUAUAUUAUAGUGACAGUAAUUUUUUUUGCUUAGCCUUAUUGACAAAGGAGCUGUUACUUUGAAUCUUCUAUUCAUCCAAGUGCAACUUUGUUUCUCAGAUUUGUUUAUGCGAGAUAUGGCAUGUAUGUACAUUAAUAUGAUCUCCAUUAAUAACACACAGAGCAAGCAUCAAAUGUUACCUUUAUUAAUGAGGAUGUCGCUAGACAAUCUCAGAGCACAGAGACAAAUCCUAAUCUUACAGCUGCAUUUGCUUCUGGGUCUGUGUUUUCUGAAGAUUUUCUGGAUUCACUUAUGUCCAUGGUAAGUCACCUUCAUUCUCCUAUUAAAAUGUAGAGUCUCUGCUCAGUGGGUGAAAAAGGUAAAGAACUGGAAAAUAAUGGGCAUAUGCUGGUUCCAAUGCUAACCUGAUUGAGUAGUCAACAGGGGAAGAUCUUUGGCAGAUCAGUACCGGGUUACCCAUUAAGUGGCGUAUGCCAUCUAGGGCCCGGGAUUAGAAAAGGUUCAGCCCCCUUCCCACAGCUCCUAACCUACUUUACACAACACCCAGCCAACACACACAACACUCACAGAAACAUAGUCCAGGGAUCUAGGGGAUGAGGCAAUCUAGUAUCCUGCCUAGGGACCUGGGAAAUUUUGAUCCAGCUUUGAGUCUAAUUGUAACUGUAUGAUUGUCAAUUAUCUGUAUUCCAACAUAGGCUCUGGUCUAACUAGCCCAAAAGGUUAAACAUCAGUUUGAUAACCCCUGAUAGACUAAUAAGGAUACUGCUAUAAGUGGCAGAUCCCUUGGUGAGUCACAUAACAUUCACCUUCAGCAUUAACAUUUAACAGUGUUGUUGUAUAUUUGUGUAUUGUGAAACAGGUGCUGACAGUUCUCUGCUUGAAAUUAAGGCAUUUUGUUCAAGUCAAUAAUUGUAUAUUUUGUGUUUGUUGUAUGAGUUAUGCUUUUUCUCCAUUUACACAGGUAACUUCAAACUACAUUUAUUUAUAUAUAUAUAUAUAUAUAUAUAUAUAUGUAUAUAUAUAUAUAUAUAUAUAUAUAUAUAUAGUUAUGUUUUGUACCUUAUUUGGUCAAACCCCAACUGAAUUUAUAAAUAAAAAUUCCAUUUUCAUUUUAGCUAUAUGAUAAACAUUUUUUCUUUUUAUCUUCCUUGUACUGCGGGUGAAUUUCAGCUUUUAAUUGUUCUCAGAAGUCUUUAUGACCUUUAUGAAAAUAAAUACCUUCUGAUUAAGCAUUUUGUUUUCCUGUGCCCAUGUUUAAUUAUCCCAGACUGACAAACAGGUUUAAUAUACUUUGGAUGGUCAGGCACUGCCAUUCACUGCCUUUACUACUGUUCUAAAUUAUUUAAGCAACUUCAAAGCAUUCAUUAAUAAUUUAUAUCUAAUUAUAUAGGAGUUUAGAAUUGAUCAUGAGAAAUCCUCCAUCCACUCUUAUUUUCGCAAUUUCAACCAGCUUGACCACUAUUUUGAAAUUAAGGAAUUCCCUUAGACCUGUGCAAUUUAUGUUGUCCUUAAAAACAAAGUUAAUGUAGGCUUAUUCAGGGGAGUAACUAGAAACCUUAAAACCUAAGGGCCCCGGUGCAAGAAUCACUUUGGUUGCCCGCUAUAGCAGAAGAGCAUAGCAGAAGUGACCAAUAGGUAGAACUUCAGCUGCCGUACAAAUCCUAUGAUGUUUUACUAGCUGUUGAUCGACUGUUUUCCCAACCUUGCAGGGUUUUAUUUAUGAGCAACAUCUGUGAAUAUAGGCAUGGUUUUGUAUGAAAUAUGUUUUUGUGAAUGUUUGUGUAUGUGUGUAUAAUGCUGAUGUUUGAAUGCAAGGGGUCUGUUAGUGUGUAGUGUGUUAUCUUUUAAUCGUAGGUGUGUGUAAUGUUGGUGUUUGAAUGCACAUUUUUUUAAUGUAGUGUUAAUGUAAGGGGUGUGUUUGUCUGUAAUGUUUGCAUCUGAAUGUGUGCUGCCAUACACACAUACAUGGGUACAUUGCCAUACAUAAAAACAUGCAUACACUGCCACACACAAACAUUCAUUAAACAUAUCAUUGGUGAUUCCCUGCUUCACUGAGCGCUAGAGCCACAGGGGAGAGGAUAUUAUAGAGCAGUGAUGGUGAACCUUUUUGAGCCCGAGUGCCCAAACCGCAAUACAUGCCAACAUUUUUUCUCCUUAAAGUGCCAACACCGCAAUUAAACCCAAAUACUGAGGUUUAAGUUUAGAAAAAAACAACUCGUACUGUUGUCCGAACUAAUAACUUUUGUUUUAAAAGAACACAGAGAGUUCAAUGAUACAAAUUUUAAAUAAUGAUAUAAAUAGAUAAAAUUAAGCUUAUAUUUAUUAGUAUCUCCAACAAAUGCAAUACAUACACACAGUCUGCUGAAUACACACACACAAGACUGCUGAAUACAGAGACUGAUGAAUACACAUACAGACAGACUGCUGAGUACACACACACACACAGACUGCUGAGUACACACACACACUGAGUACACACACAGACUGCACACAGACUGCUGAGUACACACACACACACAGACUGCUGAAUACACACACACACAGACUGCUGAGUAUACACACACACAGACUGCUGAGUACACACACACACACAGACCGCUGAAUACACGCAAACACAGACAGACUGCUGAAUACACGCACACACACACAGACUGCUGAAUACACACAUACUGCAUUGAGGUGGGGGGUGCGUGUGUGUGUGAGUGUUGUAUGUGAGGGGUGCUGUGUGUGUGUGGUGCUGUGUGUGUGUGCUAUAUGUGUAAGGGUGCUGCGGAGGGGUAGGGGUACUGUGUGUGGGGGGUAGGGGUACUGCUGGGAGGGUUGGGGUACUGUGUGUGGCGGGUAGGGGUACUGUGUGAGGGGGUAGGGGUACUGCUGGGAGGGGUGGGGUACUGUGUGGGGGGGUGUUACUGUGUGUGGGGGUAGGGGUACUGCUGGGAGGGUUGGGGUACUGUGUGGGGGGGGUAGGAGCACUGCUGUGGGGGGUAGGGAUACUGUGUGGGGGUAGGGGUACUGCUGGGGGUAGGGGUACUGGGGGAGUAGGGUACUGUGUGUGGGAGUAGGGGAGUACUGCUGGUGGGUUAGGGUGCUACUGGGGUUAGGGUACUGUGUAUGGGGGUAGGGGUACUGUUUAUGGGGGUGGGGUUACUGCUCUGGGAGGGGUUACUGCUGGGAGGGUUACUGCUGCUGGGGGUGCAGGGGGUUACUGCUGGGGGUGCAGGGGUUACUGCUGGGGGUGGGGUGCCAAUGUGUGUAUGGGGUAGGGGUUACUGUGAUUGGGGGUUACUGCUGGGGGUGGGGUUACUGCUGGGGGAGGGGUGGGGGUUACUGCUGGGGAGGGUAGGGGUUACUGCUGGGGGUAGAGGUGCUGUGUAUGGGGGUAGGGGUUACUGCUGGGAGGGUAGGGGGUUACUGGGAGGGUGGGGUUACUGCUGGAGGUGAGGGUUACUGCUGGAGGUAGGGGUACUGCUGGGGAGGGUUCUGCUGGGAGGGUGGGGGUUACUGCUGGGAGGUGGGGUUACUGCUGGGUUGGGGUUACUGCUGGGGGGUAGGGGUUACUGCUGGGCAGGGUAGGGGUUACUGCUGGGGGGGGGUAAGGGUGCUGUGUGUCAGUAUAACCCCCCCCCCUCCUUCUUACCUUUGAUGAAGUGGGGGGGGGGACACAGCCAUCCCUGGUGGUCCGGUGGUGGUAAGCACUGCAGGGGGAGGGCUCCAUGAAGCAGCUCCCCUGUCCUCCCGCGCAAUGCUGUGUGGAGCGUUGCCAUGGUAACGCACGGCACCGCUCCACACAGCAUCGCGCGGGAGGACAGGGGAGCUGCUUCCUAGAGCCCUCCCCCUGCCUCCCGACCCGGAAGCAGAGUAGGCGCCUGCCGUUUUGGGCAGGCAGGUGUCUACUCUGCAUUGAUGGCGAACCUGUGGCCGCGUGCCCACAGAAAGGGCCCCGCGUGCCAUAGGUUCGCCAUCACUGUUAUAGAGUGUAUCAGCAGGCGGUGCAAACCAUGCAAUUUACUACUGGACCCAAUCCUUUUUAUAUGUCUGGUUAGCAGUAUAUUAAAUAAAAAUGUAAUUGCACUUUUCAUUGGGACCUGGCUGGAGAAGUGGUGUCUGGCGAUGGACUCUGUGCAGGGCAGCGUCAGGUGAGCAUAUUGUAAAUUAAGUAAGCUGCCUGCUGAUGGGUCCUCUGCCAGGUGGAAUAUCAAGGCCUGCUCAGAGUUUUGAUCUUUACGACCCUGGUUGUAUCAGCAGUGGGCUUAGUGUACAUUGUUUCAGCUGUAUAAAACUCAAUGGAGUCUAGUCCACAAGGAUAGGAGGGACAGUGCCCCUACCGCAAGUUGUUUGUUGACAUAAAAUCAAUUAGAGUUGCAAUGACUAAUGAUAAGUAUGUAAUAGAAAAUAUAUAUUGUCUGUCUAUAUUAGUUUGCAGUAUAGUUCCCCCUCUUUCUUAAUGAGAUGCUGAUGAGAGGAUUAGUAAAUAAUGUCAAGAUCUGGGACAUGUUGAAAAUGUGCCCUAUUUUUGAGUAUACAUUCCUGAGACAUGCUUAUUAUGCUCUAGAAGGGUUUCUGAUGUCACCCAUUUGCUUUGCAUUUGUCCAUCAAAUUGUCUAGGGCCUAAAAGAUAUUCCUGGGUAUUGUCUUGUUUUCUAGGGCUAUAGAUAACAGCAUCAAUUUGUGGAAUCACACUUCUUUAAAAUUGUUGUUUCCAAAAAGGAAGUAUCUACAGGUUUGUGGUAUUGAACAGGGCAUGAUAUCUUAUUGAGUCAUGUACUACUGAUCAUAGUAUGUAUUUUGUUUGGAAUUAAACUGUUCAAAAUGUGACAUUUCAUCAGACUAUUCUAAUGGUGUCCAGAUUACACACACGUUUCAUUUUUGUCUGCAUAUGAUUAUUUAUAAUCUAUCAUGUAUAUCUCUGAGUACACUCAUCAAUUCAGUAGCAAAAGUUUUGGAAGCCAUAUUUAUUCCAUCUUGUAAAUACUAACUAUAAGUACAAUUGUGUGUGUCGUUUUGUAGCAUGUAGGAAAUUAAGGUUCGAAUAAUUAAGUUACAAUUCAGUCAUACAAUUGUGUUAGAACAAAAGAGUUUGUUAUGAAGACCAUGGGGUAGGCGGUAGGCUGAUGAUACAACACAAAAACAGUAGUAAAAGAGUAGUAUUGUCUUAGAACCAGCUAUCCAGUUGAAGCUGUAAAGGGUAAUUCUGCAGUGCUCGGGGUUUACUUUAGGCUGCCCUGAAAAACUGUCUGAGAUUUGGUGUACAAGGGAACACUGUUAUAAGGAGCUAAAUUAAUUUUUUUUUUUUUUUGAAAAGAAAUUGUUUCAUUCAUUAAAUAUUCAGUGAAAAUGAAUCAGGAAGUGUGAGUAAAUCAAUUAGUCAAAUGUCUGUCAGAAGAUAUUACGAGCAACUAAAUAAUUCCACAUCAGAUGUCAUACUUCAUUUUAUAUUUAUGUUCAAUGUGUUAUCUUCCCAUUCACUGCUGCUGUCUCUUUACAUGUCAGAGGCAUUGUGGAGUCUUACAUGCCAGAGUUAAAGACACGCAGUUCAUCCUUCAUAUCUGAUGUCAAGGCAGGAAAAGCAGAGACGUUAAAGUAAUUCAUCACUUGCAAAAUAGCAAUAUAUAUAUUAUAACAAGACUAAAACAUCAGCAGCAGCACUCAUACUAGCUAAGCAGUAGUGGCCAAUCACAGGUGUAACUUUAGAGUAACAGCCUAGAGACACUUAAUCUUUCUCUAUAUCAAGUGCUGAAUCACUGUCAGCCACCCAGUAGCUUGUACACUUCUGAGCCUUGUAUGGGAGAUAAUCACAUGAAUCUUACAAAUUACUAUUGUUGUUUUUUUUUUUUACCAUCCAAGCUGUACUUUUAAUAAUAUACAAUUAGAUUUUCUCACCCCUCCUGAGUGGUAUGUUUAUUUCUCAUUCUCGGGUCCUCUACCAGAGGCCUGGGAGUUUGAGGGUUCUGCGCAGUAUCUUAGCUGUUCUUAGAACUGCAUUCUUCUGGACAGCGAUCUCAGUUGUCCCACCUGGAAUAUGUUGAAAUCACUCCCCCAACUUUGGAGUCACUGCUCCUAUCACAACUGGGACUACUACUGCCUGCUACUGAUUUCACUUUCCACAUCCUUUUUAGUUCUUCUUUCAGUCCUUGGUAUUUCUCCACCUUCUCGUGUUCCUUCUUCCUAAUGUAUUGCCACAUCCAGCAUGACUGCAGUCUUCCAUUCCUUGUCUACCAACACAAUGUCGAGUUGGUUGGCCAGCACUUUCUUGUCUGUCUGGAUCUUGAAGUCCCACAGGAUCUUAGUCCUGCUAUUCUCAACUACCCUUUGUUGUAUCUCCCAUCUGGACUUAGGCAUGUCCAUCCAUAUACUGUGCAGAUGUUUCGGUACUCUGUAUAUAUAGAGUACCAUAUAUAUGUAUAUAUAUAUAGAGAGAGAGAGAGAGAGAUUAGAUAUAUACAUAUACACAUUUUAGAGUGGCCUUUUAUUGUGGCCAGCCUAAGGCACACCUGUGCAAUAAUCAUGCUGUCUAAUUAGCAUCUUGAUAUGCCACACCUGUGAGGUGGAUGGAUUAUCGCGGCAUAGGAGAAGUGAUCACUAACACAGAUUUAGACAGAUUUGUGAACAACAUUUGAGAGAAAUAGGCCUUUUGUGUAUAUAGAAAAAGUCUUAGAUUUUUGAGUUCAGCUCAUGAAAAAUGGGGGCAAAACCAAAAGUGUUGUGUUUAUCAUUUUGUUCAGUGUAUAUACAGUUAGGUCUGAAAAUAUUUGGAAACUGACCCAAUUUCAAAAUGUUGUCUCUGUACACUACCACAAUGAAUUUAAAAUGAAACAACUGAGAUGCAAUUGAAGUACAGACUUUCUGCUUUAAUUCAAUGUAUGCAAUGUUUAGGAAUUGCAACCAUUUUCAUACAGUCCCCUAUUUUAGGGGCUCAAAUGUAAUUGGACAAGUUAACACAAUCCUAAAUAAAAUGUUUUUUAAUACUUUGUUGAGAAUCCUUUGUAGACAAUGACUGAUUGAAGUCUGAAAUGCAUGGAUAUCACCAGAUAUGAAAUGCAUGGACAUCACCAGACACUGUGUUUCCUCCUUUGUGAUGAUUUGCCAGGCCUUUAAUGCAGCUGUCUUCAGUUGUUAUUUGUUCAUGGGUCUUUCUGCCCUAAGUUUUAUCUUCAGCAAGUGAAAUGCAUACUCGAACGGGUUGAGAUUGGCUGAGUUAUUGACUCAGCCAUUGCGGAAUAUUCCAAUUGUUUGCCUUAGCAUCUCAUGGGUUGGUUUCACAGUAUGUUUUUGGUCAUUGUCCAUCUGUAAGGGGAAGUGCCAUCUAAACAACUUCGCUGGAUUUGGCUUAAUCUGAGCAGACAGUAUAUUCCUAAACACUUCUGAAUUUAUCUGUCUGCUUUGGUCUUCUUUCACAUCAUCAAUAAACACAAGUGACCCAGUGCCAUUGGAAGCCAUGCAUGCCCAUGCCAUCACACUGCAUCCACCGUGUUUUACAGAUGAUGUGGUAUGCUUUAAAACAUGAGCUGUUCCAAGCCUUCUCCAUACUUUUUUCUUCCCAUCAUUCUGGUACAGGUUGAUCUUAGUUUAAUCUUUCUAAUGCUGUAGAAUGCUGUACCAGACCUGGGGUGGCUUUUUAGAUGCUUUUUUGGCAAUAUCUAAUUUGGUCUUCUAUUCUUGAGGCUUAUGAAUGGUUUGCACCAUAUGGUGAACCCUCUAUAUUUGCUCUUGUGAAAUCUUCUCUUUAUAGUAGACUUGGAUAAUGAUAAGUCUACCUCCACUUCUUCAUAAAAGCAUAUCAAUUAAACUGUUAAUAGCUCCUGACUGAUUCCUCUUCUGCAACUGUCACUAGUCUAUACUACUAACCUUUUUGUGUCAUUUUACCCCACUCCCUCUAGCAUGUAAGCUCAUUGAGCAGGGCCUUCAAUCCCUCUGUUCCUGUGUGUCCAACUUGUCUGGUUAUAACUACAUGUUUGUUCGUCCACCCAUUGUAAAGCACUGCAGAAUUUGAUGGCGCUAUAUAAAUAUCAUAAUAAUAAUAAUAAAUGGCUGGAUGCUGUGAAAGGGUUUUUUGUUUACUAUGGAAAGGGUCCAAUGAUCAUACAUUGGAUUCCGUGGACGUCCAAGCCUUUUUGUGUUGUAGAACUCUAUACCCUAUCCUGGGCACAGGGUGACCAAAACACAAGAGCAAUCUGAGAACCUACAUAAAGUGUCCAUCUUCCAUCCCCAGUGAUAUACUCAUAGUUUAAGUAUAGGCCACUAGUGGUUCUCAUUUUACUUAUCACGUGUUUGACACGGGGUACUUUUAGUUUUCUUCUCUUCUGUUUCUUUUUCUAUAUUAGAUUGAAUUAAUAAAGUUUAUUUCUUUUUAAAUCUAAGAAGUGUUUAAUAACUUUUGGGACUUUCCUCAGGAUAUCAAAAGUUUUAAUCAGAAGUUGUGAAUGCAGACUACCAUUUGGAGUUUUGCUUUUUGUAAAGCUUUGCGCCCAUUUUAGACACAAUGAAAGUGUCAUUAUCACAUUGCACAAUAGAAAAAUAGUUUUCCCAGGCUGUCUUAAUAAUUAUAUUAGUAAUUUUACAAAAGCACCUGUAGGAUAUGUGGCACAGUACAAUACGAAAGAAUAUGCACACGACAUAUUAAAACCUAAGAUGGUAUAGUGAGGCUUGUUCUCUAGAGUUUAUAAUCUAAAGGGACAAUGGUGGCUUCCAAACCUCUUGACCAUGACAUGCACACAGUUUGAACAGAAAUAUGUGGUUUAUGGGAGGUUACCCGGUUGCCUGCAAGAUGCUAGGGUCAUGGUAUCAGCUCACAUGCUGCUGUUGUUCGCUGCUAUUGCAACUGAAGUUGUUACAGACUUCUAGAUAAAAAAAUCUAAAGAUCCAUUUUACUCUUUCCUUCUAUUAUUUUUGUAUUUUCAAAAAUCUGCUAAGAACUAAAUGAUUUAUACUGCACUUUUGAAUUAAUAACAUUAUUGUUUGCUUAUUGCAUUGGUUCGUCUUUGAAGUUUUCCCAAAUAUCUUCUUGUGUAGCUCGGUUUCUUGUUAAAUAAGAAAGAAGCUUCAAGAAUCCCUCAUCUGUCACAUGCUUUUAAAAACGUUGUCGAACUUAGAGCUAGUUUAAGGCUUAGUUCACUGUAUAUGGUAUAUUCUAUUAGUUAGUCACAUCAGCACUAUUAUAGUAUAUAUUUAUGUUGAGGUGAGUGCAGGCUUUCUGUUCUAUAUAAUAAAUAGGAGUAAAACUAACUCCUGGUUUUCAAAAUUCCCUAUUAUAGGGCUAUGUUUAAUCCUUGCAAUGCAGAGUCCCAGAAGAUGGAUGCAUGAUGCUAGUGGGUUAACCACAGGAAAGCAGUCAUUAUGCUGCGAUAUGGGUCUACAUUUAAUAUUUUUGGAUAAGCUUUCAAAUAAUUUAACAUUUUUGGAUAAACUUUUCAAAUGACGUUUUUCAAAAUAUUUAAUUUUAAAAUAAUAAGUAGUGUUUAAAAUAUAUCAAUAUAUCAAACAAUAUUACACAUUCUUCCAAAAUAUUAAAUCACUUUAAAAUUGUAUCCAAACAUAUGAAAUCAUUUGAAAUGCUUUUCUAUGCCAUAUAGUGGGCAGUGUAGCUGGGUCACACUGUGAAUGCAAUUGAUUAGUUCCUUUAUUCAGGCUGUGGAACAUUGUAGGCUCCCACCAUGGAUUCUCCUUUAUAUCAUGCUCAGCCAAUCCCUGGGCAUAUAAACUCUAUGCCUUAUGCUCUGUUCAAAUAGAAAAGUUAAGACCUUUUCAUAUAUAUGAGAAAUAAUAAAAUAUACAUUUAUUGUAAAUAUGAUAUUAUGAAAAAUAUGAAAAAAAACAAACCAAUGUAAGCUUCACUUGAAAAAGAGUAUUAGAUCGCAUUGUAUCUUUCAUGUGGUGCUUUUUAUGUAAUACAAUGAAACAUAUAUAAUUUCAGUCAAUAUACAGACAAUAUUCAGGUCAUGGAUUUUGCAAAUAUGCUCAAGGCCACAGGUGGCAUCCCAUUGGGCACCAUUUGCCUAUGCCAUUGUGUCUAGUAGUUUAGAUGUUUGUGUUAGAGGAGAUGGGAUAUAUUAUAUGACUGACAUGUAGCCUGUGUAAAUGCUUUUUUUGCCUUCCAGCUGUGUUUUUCUGAUCAAAGCGUAACUUUGUUGAUUUCCAGUUAUCACGCUUUAAACAGCAGGCUUUUUGAGAUGCUCAAUACAUUUCUCCGUACUCUCUUUCUAUUUUUUUAGCUGUAAACUCCUAAGUGACUGACACAGACUUCGUAUCUCACAAUAUAAAACAGUGCAUUCACAAAAUGUUAAGAAACUGAGGAAAAAUGUGUCGACGCAGUAAAAAGGCCUGCAGCUUAAAGUGAAAUUGCUAGGCAGUGGGUUUAAAAUAACUCUCACAGGGUAUUCCAUCCUACUAUUGUCAUUUUAAUAAUACUAUUUCCUCCAAACAGAGCUAUUUCAACUGGCAGGUGUUGGCAUUACUGCAGAUCUUGGUUACAGGAGGAACUACUCCAGAACUGGAGGAGCAGCUAGGGGAGGAGAAUGUAUUGAUAAAGAGCACUCCAAACACAGCCCAUGCUGCUCCAAGGAACCGCUGCAAACUAUCCCUUGUCCAUCUCACCGACUGCAGGCUGAAAACUAGUAAA
Pelobates cultripes (western spadefoot toad) is the source of this 19272-nucleotide messenger RNA. The record is from the annotation of a GenBank genome assembly. NCBI's taxonomy places the organism in Eukaryota, Metazoa, Chordata, Amphibia, Anura, Pelobatidae.